UACAGUCACAUGCUUCAAAAUGGCGGACGCCAGAAGUUGUUUGGUAACUCUGUUCCUGCUAUGUGUGUGUGUAAAUGCACAAUAUCAGCCAAACUGGGCUUCGAUAGAUUCCAGGCCCCUGCCAGCGUGGUAUGAUGAGGCUAAACUGGGAAUCUUUAUUCACUGGGGUGUUUUCUCCGUGCCCAGUUUCUCGUCGGAAUGGUUCUGGUGGAAUUGGAAGGGUGGUCAGAGUACCCCGGGUGUGAGGUUCUUCAUGCAGGAGAACUACCGGCCCGGUUUCACGUAUGCAGAUUUCGCUGCUAUGUUCACAGCGGAAUUCUUCAACGCCGACGACUGGGCUGACACAUUUGCAGCAUCAGGCGCACAGUACAUAGUAUUUACAAGCAAGCAUCAUGAAGGCUUCUGUAACUGGCCUUCAAAGGCAUCAUUUAACUGGAACUCUAUGGAUGUUGGCCCCAAGAGAGAUAUUGUUGGUGAACUUGCAACAGCCAUCCGAAACAAGACCAAGCUGCACUUUGGUCUGUACCACUCCAUGUUUGAAUGGUUUCACCCCCUCUACCUCAGCGACAAGGCAAACAACUUCACCACACAGGACUUUGUUAAGGACAAGACCAUGCCGGAGCUGUACGAGCUGAUCAACACGUACCAGCCGGACGUCAUCUGGUCGGACGGAGACUGGGAGGCUCCCGAUGUCUACUGGAACUCCACCCAGUUCCUGGCCUGGCUGUACAAUGAGAGUCCUGUAAAAGAUACUGUAGUCACUAAUGACAGAUGGGGAAAAGGUAUCGCUUGUCACCAUGGUGGCUUCCUCACCUGUAGCGACAGGUAUAAUCCAGGGGUCCUUCAAAAGAGAAAAUUUGAGAAUGCCAUGACGAUUGAUAAAUAUUCCUGGGGAUACCGACGUAAUGCGAGGAUCACUGACUUCCUGAGCACCAAGGACCUAUUGGCGACUUUCAUCCAGACUGUCAGCUGUGGCGGCAACAUGCUGAUGAAUGUUGGACCCACCAAAGAUGGCCUGAUCAUACCCCUGUUCCAGGAACGCCUGCUGAAUAUGGGCGAGUGGCUCAACGUCAACGGUGAUGCCAUCUACAGUACUCGCCCCUGGACUUUCCAGAACGACUCCCUCACCAACAAUACAUGGUAUACCUCUAAAGUGACGGCCAGUGGCCGGAAUGUGUAUGCUAUCAUCCUCGACUGGCCGAAAGGGGAGACUCUGAGCCUUGGCCGACCUUUGACCACGGUUGCCACCACAGUGAGCCUGAUGGGAUAUCCUGGGAAGUUCAACUGGAAGGAGAGAAGCACUGGCGGCAUGGACAUCGAGAUUCCAGCCAUCCCCAUCAACAAGAUGCCGUGUAAAUAUGCCUGGGCGUUCCAGCUGACUGGUAUAGGGAAUUGAUGAAGUAGGACCACAUAGAAGCUGGACUGGAGCCUUGUAAAAUCAAGUGUCCUGUUUCUCACACCCAAGCCAUAACAAAGCAAUGUUAUUUUUAAGAACUGUUGAGAAACACUCUUUCAUCUCCAGUUUUCAUGAGAAACAUGAAUAUUUGUUUAACUGCCCAAGCAACAGUGUGAUCAUUCAGUAGGUAUAUUAUAUUUCACCCACAAGGUAGUCUGAUAGGAUUUCUAGCCAUGUAAUCUUCCCCACCAGGAAGUGGGUCCUGGCUCCAUAUGAUGAACUCUGUGUACAGUGGAUAUACAUUUCUACAUGUGUGUAUGUUUUUGUUUAGAUGUGUACAUAUUUCUUUGACAUUCCAUUGGAUGGUAAAUGUAUGUCCUGUAUACAAGUCUCUGAUUGAACACAGUAUUUGGGCAUUAGUGGUGUCCAUGGGUAAAAGUCACGAUAUUCUUCAAACACAACAUGGAAGGACAUUUAUAAACAUGCCUACAAUUUGAACCAGUUUUGAAGAAAUAUCCAAAUGUGAUAUUUAUAAUAUCAUUUGAAUUUGAAAACAAAUACAUGCUAAUAUGCUUAUAAGGCUGUUCUAAUAGGCCUAUUUCAUAUACAGGUAUGUAACUAUUUAUUUCACAUGAUAUUGACUGUGGAAAUGUAGACACAUUCUGGACAGAUUGUACAUGCCAUACAUGAGAGAAUCUUGUGUCCUAUGAUUGUGAUCGUUGAACUGAAUCAGGCACUAUUCAACCCUUUCACGACUUCAUGUAUUUCUGUACUUAAACUUGCUUAUCAUAUUCACACCCAUUUUGACGUUUCUAAGUACAAACUGUAGUUUUGAAAUACAGACUAUAAUUAUUCAUAUAGCCUCAACUAAUUAAAUUACAUAAAUGAUUGGAAAACGUGUGUUUUUUUAACAUCUAUAUGUGAAAAAGAUGGAACUCUUGUAGUAGUUAUAUUCAAAAUAAUUAGGUAAAAAAGUGUUAAUUCAAAUUGCAUAGAUAAUCUUGUUCACCCAUAAAAGUUUCACUUCCUGUGUAGCACUGAACUGGCAACAUGUGACUUGAUAUCUCUGCAGAACAAUUAAUUUCAAAUUUUUAUUUAUACCAUUAUUUCACACUGGAGAAACAAAGGGGGAACCUCUGGUCAGCUGUGACAGACAGGGCUCCAGAUCAUUUUUCAACAUCAGGAGUACGUACUCCUUAUUUUUUCAGUAUAUGAGUACUGGAAAACAAUAAGAGUACAUUUAGAGUACUGAAUGGAUAUUAAUGGUGUAUAAUUAAACUUGUGCUUUGUUUCAUAUAUGUAUGACAGCAUUGUUACUCUGGUGUAAACGGUCAAUAAACAAUUAAACAAUA
Molecule: messenger RNA, 2748 nt
Organism: Haliotis rubra (blacklip abalone)
Lineage: Eukaryota; Metazoa; Mollusca; Gastropoda; Lepetellida; Haliotidae
Product: alpha-L-fucosidase-like
Exons: 8
Coding region: 20-1396 (458 amino acids)
Biological process (GO): fucose metabolic process; glycoside catabolic process
Cellular component (GO): lysosome
Molecular function (GO): alpha-L-fucosidase activity
Source: RefSeq, a predicted model, not a curated record